AUGGAGUUUACUCUUAAUGGUUCUGUUCUAUUUACUGCUUCAGUCAAUAACAAAUCAGUUGGUUAUCUUAAUGGUCUUACUAUAAGUAAUGGUACAGAGGAUGAAAGUGCGCAUAUUGGUGGUACAACUCUGCCUCUGAAUCUUGAGCUUUGGCAUAGACGCUUCUUUCACUAUAAUUAUGGUGAUGUUAGCAAGCCUAUGCCUAUUUUCACUCAUAGAGAAAUGGUUGAGGGCUUUAAACUCGAGUCUAGUGCAAAACCAGACCCAGUAUGUGAACCUUGUCUUGGGGGAAAGAUGCAUGCAAAUCCCUUCCCCAGUACUGAGACCCGCGCUUCUGAAGUGUUGGAACUUGUCUUUACGGAUGUACAUGACACUGGUAUCAUCUCACAUGAAGGCUACCGCUAUUGGAUUCCGUUCAUCUGUGAUAAAGCACGCUUUAGAGCAGUAAUACCGAUGAAG
This is a messenger RNA of Lentinula edodes (shiitake mushroom), 459 nucleotides long. RefSeq lists its product as uncharacterized. The record is from RefSeq and is a predicted model, not a curated record. Lineage: Eukaryota; Fungi; Basidiomycota; Agaricomycetes; Agaricales; Omphalotaceae. The transcript has 2 exons. The annotation marks the transcript as partial.